AUGAAUGCAAUCCACCCCCAAGACCUGCCCGAUCACGCGCUCGCUGCCGUCAUCAGCGGGUUUGGCCUCUCUUACUUCUUAUUUUAUACGCUUCAGUUUCUUUUGUUCCACUUUCCUUCGGUCCAAGAGGAUAUUCCGAUUGGCCUCGUCGUGAUCACGUUCAGUGUGGGCGUCAUGCUUUGGUACCUGGGUAUCUUCCUCCAUCAGAUUUUUCGCGCCUCUGACGGAGGUUCCACUGCGAACCAGCUGAAGUUGCAGGCUGGAGCUCUAUUCUUGACUUGUACAACGGUAGUCCCGGCCAUUGUCUUCCUUUUCCCGAAUCAGCCGUGGCUACAACUCGGAUAUACAUCGGCUUUGGUGGUCAUCGCCAUUGGAAGCCUACCGCAAAAGCUCCUAAGUGAUGUGAACAACCAAAAAUGCCCAGAUACAUCUCUUGUUCAAUUGGCAUCGGUAAUCAUGUUGUCUUUGACGCCGAUUAUUCAUGGCCUGGCUGAGCCAGUGACUGGCGCUUUGCCAUUGGCAACUGCUUUUGGUCAGAUGGUCAUCAUCGGUUCAUUGUCUUUCGUGCUGUACUUUCUUCAACCACUGGAACGCAUUGGCCUUGCCAAACUCUGGAAAUUCAGUCUCCACGGGAUGCACAUGAUGUUGACGUACAGCCUCGUGGCAUAUUCGAAGGCAGUGUUGCAGGCCGCAGUUGCUCGCAUGUCGUGA
Messenger RNA from Penicillium odoratum, 711 nucleotides. RefSeq lists its product as uncharacterized. The record is from RefSeq and is a predicted model, not a curated record. The coding region runs from base 1 to 711 and encodes 236 amino acids. The transcript has a single exon. Lineage: Eukaryota; Fungi; Ascomycota; Eurotiomycetes; Eurotiales; Aspergillaceae.